Colletotrichum acutatum is the source of this 1917-nucleotide messenger RNA. Its product is annotated as FMN-dependent dehydrogenase. The transcript has 4 exons. Gene Ontology annotation, molecular function: oxidoreductase activity; heme binding. The record is from RefSeq and is a predicted model, not a curated record. Lineage: Eukaryota; Fungi; Ascomycota; Sordariomycetes; Glomerellales; Glomerellaceae. Bases 298 to 1785 code for a protein of 495 amino acids.
CCCCACUUGCAAAGUCCAGUGGUAUCCCGGUCCACUACUCCAGCAACUCCAAAGCCUCUCCACAGAACGCUUGACCAAAAAGUGCCCUGUGAUUCGACGACUGAGUGGCUCCCCUACUGCCCCCAACCCCAGAUCAAGCCCCCCACGGGCCUGGUCUCCGACACCAGACGUACGGGGUAAUUCCCGCCGAAUGGUUGGCGACUUAUUACGAUGAUGUUCCCGCUCUGUCAGUUGUUGAGAUUCUUCUCCAUGUUUCCCUAGGCUGUACUACUUGUAGAGCUCCAAAUUGCUACCAAGAUGUCCAAGAUAUUCACUGCUGAAGAAGUGGCUAAGCACAACUCACCUGACAGUUGUUGGGUGGUGCUCUACGGCAAAGUGUACGACGUGACCGAAUUCCUCCCUUCACACCCCGGCGGCUCCAAGAUCAUCGUAAAGCUUUCCGGCAAAGAUGCGACAGAAGAGUACGACCCUAUACACCCGCCGGGUAUCCUUGAGGAGAACCUCAAGCCCGAGAACUGCCUAGGCACCGUAGACCCCGAGUCACUGGCGCUGCUACAACCUCAAGCCGCGAAGGCGGAAUCUGAUAAACCCAAGGAGGGCCCGCCCAGGCUCGAGACGCUGCUCAACCUCGACGAGAUUGAGGAGGCUGCUACAAAAAUUAUUCCCAAGAAGGCGUGGGCAUACUACUUCUCGGCCUCUGACGACCUUUGGACCAAGAGCAACAACGGUCAUGUAUACAGGCAGAUCCUGCUGCGGCCUCGCGUCUUCGUCGACUGUACGAAAGUUGACACCUCCACAACUCUGCUCGGCAGCCACGUAGGACUUCCGUUGUUUGUGGCGCCGGCUGCCAUGGCAAGACUUGCCCACCCUGACGGUGAGCGAGGUAUUGCGAGAGCAGCGGCCAAGUUCAAUGCGAUGCAGUGCGUUUCGAAUAACGCGUCCAUGACCCCGGAACAGAUCAUUGAGGGUUCCCCUGAAGGCCAAGUCUUUGGAUGGCAGCUCUAUGUGCAAAAUGAUAGGACCAAGAGCGAGGCCAUGUUGAAGCGCAUCAACGCUAUGAAGGACCGCUACAAGUACAUCACCUUGACGUUAGAUGCACCGUGGCCUGGCAAGCGUGAGCUCGACGAGAAGCAGCAAUUUGAGGGAUCUUUCGAAGUCGAGUCCGAGUCAAACUCAAAGACGGAAGAGGCGAAGCGGCCAGGCGGUGGAGGUGUUGGACAGCAGCUAUUCUUCGGCACGGCAGCAGACCUGGAGUGGAAGACGACGUUGCCGUGGCUGGCCCAGCACACUGAUCUGCCCAUCGUGCUGAAGGGGUUGCAGACGCACGAGGAUGCUUACCUGGCGGCCCAGUACGCGCCGCAGGUGAAGGCCAUCAUUCUCUCCAACCACGGCGGUCGUGCUCUCGAUACGGCGCCUCCCGCCGUUCACACGCUUCUGGAGAUCCGCAAGUACUGCCCCGAGGUCUUUGACAAGAUCGAGGUCUGGGUCGACGGCGGCAUCAAGCGCGGUACCGAUAUUGUCAAGGCUCUCUGCCUGGGUGCGAAGGCUGUGGGCAUUGGUCGCGCUGCUCUGUUUGGUCUCGGUGCCGGGGGUCAAGCGGGUGUCGAACGGACAUACGAAAUCCUGAAAGCCGAGAUGGAGACAUGCAUGAGGCUGCUUGGAGCAAAGAGCAUCAGCGAUCUAGGACCCAAAUUUAUCAACACCCGCGCUGUGGAGAGAGAUCUCUACGACGGCGAGUCUGGCAUCGAGAAUAGAGUUAGCCUAUGGGUGAAGUCGAAGCUCUAGUGCGGAUGUUCUCCAUGACAGGGAAACAGCUGAAGCGAGCUGAUCUGACGUUGUGCUGUAAAACGGGAAAAAUUGUUGGGCCAACGUGGGGUAAAUGGCAUCAUUUGGUCACGAAGCCGAGCGUUUGCAUGA